Molecule: messenger RNA, 1238 nt
Organism: Phasianus colchicus (ring-necked pheasant)
Lineage: Eukaryota; Metazoa; Chordata; Aves; Galliformes; Phasianidae
Product: 3 beta-hydroxysteroid dehydrogenase type 7
Biological process (GO): steroid biosynthetic process
Molecular function (GO): oxidoreductase activity, acting on the CH-OH group of donors, NAD or NADP as acceptor
Source: RefSeq, a predicted model, not a curated record
CAACCACAAAAACGUCCUCAGAAAUGGAUGGAGCCCAGGUCUACCUUGUGACAGGAGGAUGUGGUUUUAUUGGGGAAAAGAUCACAGAACUCCUGUCUCAACAAGACUACAUCAAAGAAGUCAGAGUUUUUGAUUCAGUAGCAAGAAAAGAAGUAGAAAAUUUUGCCACAGCUACCACUCAUGUGACAGUGAUGAAAGGAGACAUUCGAGACUACAAUCUGCUCCUUGCUGCCAUGCAGGGCGUUCACGUGGUUAUCCACACAGCUGCUAUUGUGGACUACAGAAACACUUUGCCCUUUUGGGAAAUGAAAGCUGUCAAUGUUGGGGGUACUGAAAAUGUGUUAAGGGCCUGCUGUGCCCUGAACAUCCCAUAUGUUGUCUACACAAGCUCCAUUGCUGCGGUGGGACCCAACGUUUUGCACGAGCCCAUGCUCAGAGGAAAUGAAGAUACCAAAUACAGCGGGGAAGUGGAGCUGCCUUAUGGGAAGACAAAGGCCAUGGCAGAAAGACUUGUAUUAGAAGCCAAUGGGAAAAAGCUCACCAAUGGUGGUAAACUCACAACCUGCAUCAUCCGCGCAAACACGGUGUAUGGGGAGAAAGCAAUGUUCCUUCACGACUUGUAUUUGUCUGCCAAAGCCCAUAAUGGUGUGUUGAACUACCUGGAGCCUGAACACACAGAGCGCAAUUCCAUGUACGUGGGGAAUGUCGCAUGGAUGCAUGUUCUUGCAGCCAGGCAGCUGCAGCUGAAACCAGACAUACUUGCUGGGCAGGUGUAUUAUUCCUAUGAUGACACUCCGACAACAAAAGGUUUUCUGAUCAGGUAUCAGCUCUUAUCCUGUAUGGACCCCUCAAUAAGACUGGGCUCACGCAUCCCAUACUGGAAGAUGUGGUUACUGAUACACCUGCACAGGAUCAUCGAGGUCAUCCUGUCCCCUUUCUGGAAGCCACGGCCUUUCCUAAACUUCCCUUUGCUGCACACGAUAGUCACCACCUUCUCCUAUGAGACAGACAAAGCCUUCAGGCACUUUGGGUACCAGCCCCUCUACAGCUGGCAGGAGAGCAAGGUCCGGACGGCGCGGUGGCUGGAAGUGGCUGUGGGGAACCUGUCCUCUCAGUGAUGGAAAGAACCCUUCCUAAAGAUCCUGUUAUCCUUCCUACGCGGCUUAUUACAUCUGUUUUGAAAUAUUAUCCCUAUAAAAAUAAACUCCUAUUCUCUUGCACUGACAGCACAGGGGCUG